Messenger RNA from Caenorhabditis elegans, 2075 nucleotides. RefSeq names its product CX domain-containing protein (gene smex-2). The coding region runs from base 1382 to 1900 and encodes 172 amino acids. The record is from RefSeq and is marked reviewed. Lineage: Eukaryota; Metazoa; Nematoda; Chromadorea; Rhabditida; Rhabditidae. The transcript is spliced from 5 exons.
CAGUGUCACAAAACGUUACCAAAUGAGCUUAACAACUGAAUAAAAUGUUUCAUCCUAUUUUUAGAUUGAAGAGUUUUUUAAAAAAUAAAAUAUGAAUUUGCAUCGCUGAAAACCACAACGUUUUCAUUGGAAACAGAUUCGCAAGAUAUCGGAAAAAUAAUACCUUUUUUUAAAUCUUAGUUGGAAAAUUUUCAAAAUUUGUGGAAAUUUGUUAAGCAUUGUUUUUUUGUCAAAAGUUAUUUAUUUUUUAAUACAGAAAUGAUGCAACCCAAAGUGAUGGAAAAUGUGAGUUUUGUAUGUUCUAUUUGUUAAAACUCAAAUCAGAGUUUAAAAAAAUCGAGAUAUAUAUAGAAGCCUGUAAAAAGUAGCUGAAAUCUAGGACACUUGGAGAGGCAAAAAGUUUUUGAAACUACCAUCAAAUAAAAGAAAUAAGUUCAUAACAAGGGUGUGCGGUAAUUUUGCCGAAUUUGUCGAAGUUUGCGUUUGCUGAGCUUGGAAAAUAUGCCGAAUUUGCCGAGCUUGGCAAGUUUUGAGUUUUGCCACACACCCCAGGUCCCAUAAUACAAACUCCAAAAAAUCCAGAGAAGUACAAAGAAAGUUAACAAUUUUGACCCAGCACUUUUUGCAAUUCUAAAUAAUCGGAGAAAAUAACAUUGAAAUUGCAAUAUAUGUUUUUAUAAUGAAUUGCAAUAUAUGUUUUUAAAAAAUCAGUGAUGAAAAAAGCCUGAAGAUCUAAAAUUCCCACACAAUUGUAAUGGGGUAUAUUAGAUCUACUGAAUUUACAUUAACAAUUUCAUAAGUAACAACUUUGGUUCACAGAAUAUUUAAAAGAAUGCAACCUUUCUUAUGCAAAAACAUUACAGAGUUGUUAUCAAUCUGAAUUUUAUUAUGAAAGUGACAAUCUCAUUAGAAUUCCAGUUAAUUUUUUGUACAAACAGCGACUAGUAUUUUUUUUGCAAUCUUCAAGUAACAUUCAAUGUGAAAGUCAACAAAAAAGUAGAACAUUCCCUUUGACGGCACAGAUUUGCUUACCUGCUAUUUGCAUUUUCGACGGGCAGUUAGCCGGCUCGAUUAUCAAGCUUAGCGCGUCUAUAGCAAUGCUAAAAAACCAUAUUAUUUCACUGUUCACACACUGAGACACAAGCACAAUCCUUGCCGCAUUGCAUACAUUCGGGCGCGAGAGACCGGUGUAUGACGACAUAAACGCGCAGGCGUUAGCGGCCAAAAGCAUGAGCUCCAUUCCGGUGGCUCAGAUUGAUUGCGCCGGUGGUCGCAGUCGCGAGCGUAUACCAGCUUUUUCGUACACGCCCCAACGUCUGUCUGGCAAUUCUGAAUUUGCGGAAAAGUUAUUGGCAUACACACGGUCGAUGCAACAUUGGGAAUGAGUACCAUUGGUUUGCGUAAUCGUUGGGAUUCCCCAGAUGCUGAGCCAAAAAACAUCACCUCUCUUCGAACCAUCGAGAAACUUCUCUCCGAUGCCAUUGAAGCACCUCGCCUUGUUUUAUUCGAGAAGAGAGUGAACACCAUUGACCCGUCGUUUUACGACUGUGUGUAUUCGAUCGCAGAUUCUUCAAAUACCAUCACCGAACGAUGUUAUAGAGAUAUUGGAUGCUGUGCUAGUGGAUGUUGCACAAAUACUGAAUGGCAAGAAAAGUACGGAUGGGCUGUUGCACUUAUUUGUAUAUUUUCUCUUGUUGUCAUUCUCACGGUAAUUUGUUGGAUGGGAAUAUGGCUUUGUAAUAGAAGAAAAGACAAGAACCAAAAGAAGGAAUUACUCAAAUUUGGAAGCUCGUCUUCUGUUUCAAAUAUGUCUUUUGCAUAUCCAAUUGCUAAUGGGCAUUAUCAUUUCGGGACCGGACCAUUCCAAUCGCCGCCUUUAAAUUAUCCAACCAAAUAUUAAUUUUUAUUGCAUUACAUAUAUUUUUUCUGUUCUAAACAUUAGUCUAGAUUUAACAAAUCUCGAAAAAUAUUUCGACUUCAUCUUGCUUUUAUAUAUAUAUUUGGACCAUCGGAUAUUCUUUGUCGUUUUCCUUUUCUAUGCGAAAUUCAUUUUUGCGAUGAAUAAAUUUGACUCA